CCACGUGCACCAUCACCCCUGCCUUUGACUGGGGAGAGCUCCCAUGGGAGCCCCAGAAACCACAAACCCUCCGAGGCCUUAGAAGAGCCUGCCUCUGCGCUCCCUCGGCGACAGCUCUGUGCUCCAGACCCGGGUGUACACGGUGGGGGCGGGGAGCUGGUUGGCCAGCUGCUGAGUUAGUUCAAGCUUCCUGCUCCUGGACUCGGAUUUCUGCUGCCAGCCCCAAGCCAGCCGGUGGGACUGGAGCUGGGGUGUGGACCAGGGGUAGACCGCUGCCCGGACCUGCCCUCCCAGGCCGGCUCCAGGAGGCACUGGGGCCCGGCUGGGCCAGGUGAGGCUAACAGCUGGGAGAGCUGUCCUGGCACCAAGGAUCCUGCCGGGGGGAAGGCGAGUCAGUGGGGGCAGGGCUCCUGGAAUCCGGAUCAGCAGGUCGAGCUGGAGGCCCUCCACCCCCAUGUCACCCGGAGAAAAACCGGACCCACUUCCUGACACCUUCAUCCUGCAGCCACCAGUUUUCCACCCGGUGGUUCCUUACGUGACGACAAUUUUCGGCGGCCUGCGCGCAGGCAAGAUGGUCACGCUCCAGGGAGUGGUCCCUCUCGACGCACGCAGGUUCCAGGUGGACUUCCAGUGCGGCUGCAGCGUGCAUCCCCGGCCGGACAUCGCCAUCCACUUCAAUCCUCGCUUCCACACCACCAAGCCCCACGUCAUCUGCAACACCCUGUACCUCGAGCGCUGGCAGGCCGAGGCCCGGUGGCCCCGCCUGGGCCUGCAGAGAGGAGCGAGCUUCCUCAUCCUCUUUCUCUUCGGAAAUGAGGAAAUGAAGGUGAGCGUGAACGGACAGCACUUUCUUCAAUACCGCUACCGGCUCCCGCUGUCCCGUGUGGACACCCUGGGCAUAUUUGGUGACAUCUUGGUGGAGGCCGUUGGGUUCCUGAACAUCAACCCAUUUGCAGAGGGCAGCAUUGAGUAUCCGGUCGGAUAUCCCUUCCUGCUGAAGAGCCCCAGCCUGGAGGUGCCCUGCUCUCGGGCCCUUCCCAAGGGUCUCUGGCCGGGACAGGUGAUCGUACUGCGGGGGCUGGUCUUGCCAGAGCCAAAGGAACAGAACUCUGGCCUGGAUCGCGCCCUGGGGGUGCAAGAAGCUGAUCUCGGCCCCCUUCCUGUUCUACCCCCGGCGAUUUUUCGAGGUGCUGCUCCUGUGCCAGGAGGGAGGGCUGAAGCUGGCGCUCAACGGGCAGGGCCUGGGGGCCACCAGCGUGCGCCAGCAGGUCCUGGAGCAGCUGCGGGAGCUCCGGAUCAGUGGCAGCGUCCAGCUCUACUGUGUCCACUGCUGAGGAGUGAGCCAGGGGCCCCGCCAGGGAGGAGAAGGACCAGCCCACGCCCGGCACCCCUCGAUGCGGCUCCGCUCUCCUCCCUUCCAUACACUGUGCGCCUGUCCCCCCCCCCCCCCCCUCGCUUUCGGAGGCCCCAGCCUGGGAUUGGCAGCCCCUGCGUGUACUCACAUCUCAUCCACAAGCACUCGGUCCCGGGGCCACGCUGUGUGCAAGGAAGGCUGAAAAUGACUCUCCAGCGGGAUGGCCGUGUGCCCGGCCACGGUACUACUGCUCUGAUUCCUGAUAUAUGUGGGGCGUUCCUGGUAUGUCUGUUUAUACCGUCUGAUUCUGUGGUGGCCUCCACUUCCGGUGCUAUUUUUCCUUGUAUUUUCAGCUUGCCUGCUUGCUGUCGGGUUGAUGAAACCUUUAUCACCCUGCCUACCUUUUUUCUCCAAAACCCUCUCUUGUGUCACUGCUUUGGCAUCCUACCUCCCGUCAUCCCUCCCCUAACGCCAGCCACCCGAGGAUCUGUUUUCCACUCCUACGUGUGGCCUGUUUUGGAAAUGCCGUUAUCGAUGGAAUCCUACAGUAUCCGACCUGUUGAAUCCGGUUCCUUUCGUUGUGCAUCAUCGUUUUAGCUCCAUCUAAGUAGCUGUCUGCAUCAGGGACCAGUUCUCUUUGUUACUCAACACUAUUCCAUCGUGCCACAAUUCACUUACCGACCGACCCGUCGAAGAACACUCGGGUGGUUCCAGGUUUGGGCAGUCAUGAGUAGAGCGCUACUAAAAACGGUUGUGUACAAGUCUUUGAUGAACAUGAGCUGUAAUUUCUCUAGGGGAGGAACCAGGUAGUGCGAUUUCUGGAUCAUACGACAGAGGCACCUUUAUCAGACACCGCCCAACGGUUUUCCAGAGUUAUUUCAGAGCGGCUGUGCCAUUUUGCAUUCCCACCAGCAACGUGGGAAACUUCUAGCGGUUUUGCAUCCUCGUACUUGUGAUUGUCAGUGGGGUUUUUUUUGUUUGUUUGUUUGGGUUUGGUUUUUGUUUUUUAAUUUUUUUAAUGUUUAUUUAUUUUUGAGAGAGAGAGAGAGACACACACACAGAGCGGGAGCGGGGAAGAGGCAGAGAGGGAGGGAGGCACAGAAUCCAAAGUAGGUUCGAGUAGGUGUGGCAGCACAGAGCCCGACGUGGGGCUCGAACUCGCGAACCGUGAGAUCAUGACCUGAGCCGAAGUCGGACGCUCAACCGACUGCGCCACCCAGGCGCCCCUAGAGUUUUUUUAUUUUAGCUAUCCUCAUCUGUGUGAGGGGGACGUCAUUGGCGGUUUUCAUUUGCAUUUCGCUAAUGGCUGAAGAUGCUGAGCCUUUUUUUAUAUGCUGAUUUGCCAUCCAUGUAGUCUCUGGUUCAGUGCCUGUUCUCUCCUUUGCUGUCGUUGUUGUUAUUUUUUUCUAAGUAAUCUUUACACCCGACGUGGGGCUCAAAGCUACAACCCCGAGAUCAAGAGUCACGUGCUCCGCCGACUGAGCCAGCCAAGCGCCCCUCUUUUCUCCAUGUUUUAACUGAGUUGUUGGCCUUUUUACCCUUGACUUUGAAGGGUUCUUUAUACAAGCUGGCUAGAAGUCCUUUGUCACAUAUGCUAUUUGUAAAGAAUUUCUCCCCAUCUUAGCUUGUCUUUUCAUUUGGUUUCUUCCACCGAGUAUCAGUUGAGUUUUGGUGAAGUCCAGUUCAACAAUUUUUUCUUUCACGGAUUAUCCUUUUGGUAUCCUAGCUACAGACUCUUUGCCUAGUGAGAAUUUCUCCUUUGUUUCCCUGUGAAAGCUGUAUACUUUAGUGAAGUAAUGAAAUUGAACCAAGUAAA
This is a messenger RNA of Neofelis nebulosa (Clouded leopard), 3170 nucleotides long. It is a transcript of the gene LGALS12, whose product is annotated as galectin 12. The transcript is spliced from 9 exons. Lineage: Eukaryota; Metazoa; Chordata; Mammalia; Carnivora; Felidae. Gene Ontology annotation, molecular function: integrin binding; lactose binding. Bases 455 to 1951 code for a protein of 498 amino acids. The record is from RefSeq and is a predicted model, not a curated record. Gene Ontology annotation, biological process: lymphatic endothelial cell migration; intrinsic apoptotic signaling pathway.